UAUUCCUCUCAGCCUCCAUCUUACUCACUAUAUAUGCGCUACAGUUAUAGUUUCUCAGUAUUUCCUUUCCUACUCUACUCUUUCGAUCCAAGUAAUUUGUUUUGAACAAAUUGUUGCUAAUCUUUGAAUUUUACUGUGCUCUAAUGAUGAUAUUUUGGGUAUAGGAGUGGAAUUGGUUCAACCACAGUACAUGCAUGCAAAAACACAGCUUCAGAUCCGAGGGACUAAGACAAACACCUUCUUUUGGACCAAGGGGGAGAGAUUUUGUCAUCAAUGGAAUCCACAAAAGGGCCUCAACCAUGUCCAAUGUUGUUGUUCAUGCUCUUGUUCUUGUUCUUGAAUUCUCGGAUGUUGCAUGCAGAGAAUCAGGAACUUGAGCUUCUCUUGUCUUUCAAAUCUUCACUCAAUGACCCUUCCAAGUAUCUCUCAAACUGGAAUACCUCUGCCACUUUUUGCAAUUGGCUAGGAAUCACUUGCACAAACUCCUCUCGCAUUAGUGGGAUUGAGAUCUCAGGGAAAAACAUCUCUGGAAAAAUUUCCUCUUUAAUCUUCCAUUUCCCAUAUAUUCAAACUAUUGAUCUCUCAAGCAAUCAGCUUUCUGGUAAACUUCCUGAUGAUACAUUCCUUAGCUCGUCACUUAGGUACCUCAAUCUUAGCAACAAUAAUUUCACUGGCCCAAUACCAAGUGGCUCAAUUCCCCUCCUGGAAACAUUAGAUCUAUCCAAUAACAUGCUGUCCGGGAAAAUUCCUCAAGAAAUAGGAUCCUUUUUUAGUCUAAAAUUUCUUGAUCUUGGUGGCAAUGCUUUGGUGGGUAAAAUUCCUCCCUCGAUAACAAAGUUGACAAGUUUGAAGGUCUUUACUUUGGCGUCUAAUCAAUUAGUUGGCCAAAUUCCACAUGAAUUAGGCCAAAUGAGAAGCUUGAAGUUGAUUUACUUGGGCUAUAACAAUCUUUCUGGUGAAAUUCCUACAGAAAUAGGCCAGUUAAUUUCUUUGAAUCAUCUUGAUCUUGUCUACAACAAUCUCAUUGGACAAAUCCCAUCAUCUCUAGGAAACCUCACUGAUCUUCAAUACCUCUUUCUCUACCAAAAUAAAUUUACUGGUCCUAUUCCUAAAUCUAUUUUUGGUCUCACGAAGUUGAUUUCACUUGAUCUUAGUGAUAAUUUUUUAUCAGGUGAGAUCCCAGAACUCAUUAUUCAGUUGAAAAAUUUGGAGAUUCUUCAUCUUUUCUCCAACCACUUCACUGGGAAAAUCCCCGUCGCUUUAAGCUCCUUGCCUCGUCUUCAAGUUCUUCAACUUUGGUCUAACAAGUUAUCUGGUGAGAUUCCAAAAGAUCUUGGAAAACAUAACAAUCUCACUGUCUUAGACCUUUCCACCAAUUCUCUCUCUGGAAGAAUACCUGAAGGGUUAUGCAGUUCUGGGAAUCUCUUUAAGCUCAUCAUCUUCUCCAAUUCUCUUGAAGGUGAAAUACCAAAGAGUUUGAGUGCUUGCAAAAGCAUGCGGCGGAUACGCCUCCAAGAUAACAGCCUGUCUGGUGAAUUAUCAUCAGAAUUCACCAAACUUCCACUUGUGUACUUCUUGGACAUCUCUGCUAACAAACUUUUGGGCAGGAUUGACUCGAGAAAAUGGGAGAUGCCUUCACUUCAAAUGCUGAGUUUGGCAAGAAACAGUUUUUUUGGGGGCUUGCCAGACUCGUUCGGCAGCGACAAUCUUGAGAAUUUGGACCUGUCUCAUAAUCAAUUCUCAGGUGCUAUUCCGAAUAAGUUUGGGAGCUUAUCAGAGCUAAUGCAACUAAAUCUAAGCAAAAACAAGCUCUCUGGUGAAAUCCCAGACGAGCUAUCUUCAUGCGAAAAGCUUGUGAGUUUAGACCUUAGUCAGAAUACGCUCAGUGGCCAAAUCCCUGCUAGUUUCGCUGAAAUGCCAGUUCUCGGUCAGCUUGAUUUGUCAUACAAUGAACUAUCCGGGGAAGUACCAGCCAAUUUGGGAAAAGAAGAAUCCCUUGUUCAAGUGAACAUCUCUCAUAAUCAUUUCCAUGGUAGUUUACCCUCCACAGGAGCAUUUCUUGCCAUAAAUGCAAGUGCUGUUGCAGGAAAUGAGCUUUGCGGCGGUGAUAAGACUAGCGGCUUGCCUCCAUGCAGAAGGGUGAAGAGUCCUCUGUGGUGGUUUUAUGUUGCCUGUAGUCUUGGCGCUCUAGUGUUGCUUGCUCUAGUUGCUUCUGGAUUUGUAUUCAUUCGAGGAAAAAGGAAUUCGGAACUCAAAAGAGUCGAAAAUGAGGACGGGACAUGGGAGCUGCUAUUAUUCAAUUCUAAGGUCUCGAGAUCGAUAGCAAUUGAGGAUAUUAUAAUGUCCCUGAAAGAAGAAAAUUUGAUAUCUAGAGGCAAAGAAGGAGCUUCAUACAAAGGGAAGUCCAUUACAAACGACAUGCAGUUUAUCCUAAAGAAAACGAAUGAUGUGAACUCAAUUCCGCCGUCCGAAGUUGCUGAACUUGGCAAGCUCCAGCAUCCUAACAUUGUCAAGUUAUUUGGAUUAUGCCGGUCCAACAAGGGUGCAUAUGUUGUGCAUGAAUACAUAGAUGGAAAACAAUUGAGUGAAGUUCUUCGGAAUUUAAGUUGGGAACGACGGCAACAAAUUGCAAUCGGGAUCGCAAAAGCCCUCCGAUUCUUGCAUUGUUAUUGUUCACCGAGAGUUCUUGUUGGUUACUUGUCACCAGGAAAAAUUAUCGUUGAUGGAAAAUAUGAACCGCAUCUCAUAGUAAGCCUUCCCGGCUCGCUUUGCAUCGACAACACCAAGUGCUUCAUUUCUUCAGCUUAUGUUGCUCCAGAAACCAGAGAAACUAAAGACAUCUCUGAGAAGAGCGACAUGUAUGGAUUUGGUCUCGUCCUUAUUGAAUUAUUAACCGGAAAAGGCCCGGCGGAUGCUGAAUUUGGCGUGCACGAGAGCAUCGUCAAGUGGGCCCGUUAUUGCUACUCGGAUUGUCAUCUAGAUAUGUGGAUUGAUCCAAUGAUAAGAAGGAAUGCAUCGAUUAAUGAGAAUGAGAUGGUCGAGACGAUGAAUUUGGCUCUACAAUGCACAGCUACCGAGCCCACUGCACGACCACGUGCAAAUGAAGUAUCGAAAACCCUAGAGUCUGCUUCGAAGACAAGUUCUUGUGUAUUAGGCCUGAAGUUUUCUUCCCUUUUUUAGUAUUUUAAUUAACUUACCUCCUGAUUAAUUUCUGUUCAGGUUUCUUCUUCUUCCUCCUCUUCUUUUUUCUUUCUGCGAUUUCUAAUAUGAUUGUUACUCAAAUGUUUUGUUUGAUGGUAUGUUUGACGAACACUACAUACUACUAUGAGUGUAAAAGUGUACAUAUAAAAAAUCCCAUUAUAUGAAUUGAUGAACUGUAACCUCUUUAUAAAGGGUCUUUUUAAUUUCUUUCA
Molecule: messenger RNA, 3413 nt
Organism: Populus nigra (black poplar)
Lineage: Eukaryota; Viridiplantae; Streptophyta; Magnoliopsida; Malpighiales; Salicaceae
Product: leucine-rich repeat receptor-like serine/threonine-protein kinase SKM1
Exons: 4
Coding region: 274-3180 (968 amino acids)
Biological process (GO): protein phosphorylation
Molecular function (GO): protein binding; ATP binding; protein kinase activity
Source: RefSeq, a predicted model, not a curated record